AUGCAUUCGACAACGGCCUUCUGCCUCGGGCUCGUGGCCAGCCUCGCUCAGGGAGCUGUCCUCACCAGGCGUGCUGCUCUAGAGGACUGCCUCUCGAGUAGUGAGACAGUCGUAGAUACGAUCGGUUCUGACGACUACAACCGCGAUAUCACGCCUUUCAACAAGCGGUUAGAAUUUACACCCGCAGCCAUUGCCGUACCAACCACAGUAGAGCAGAUCCAAUCCGCCAUAGCGUGCGGCUCAAAACUGGGGUAUAAGGUUACCGCGAAAUGCGGAGGGCAUAGUUAUGCAUCUCUAGGUCUUGGCGGAGAGGACGGUCACCUUAUCAUCGAGCUAGAUCGCAUGAACUCUGUGAAGCUUGACACGGAGACCAACAUCGCGACUGUGGACUCGGGUACGAGAUUGGGUCACCUAGCAGCAGAGCUAUACGCCCAAGGAAACCGCGCUAUAUCCCACGGAACAUGUCCUGGUGUUGGCAUCUCUGGUCAUGUCCUCCAUGGUGGAUUUGGCAUGAGCUCUCACUCGCGCGGUCUCGCAUUGGACUGGGUGGUUGGAAUGAAUGUUGCAUUAGCAAACGGAUCGCUUGUCCACACUUCGGCAACAGAGAACAAGGACGUAUAUUGGGGUCUGCUAGGCGCAGGCUCAAAUUUCGGAGUUGUCACAAGCUACGAGCUUAAGACGUUUGAGCCUCCGGCAAAUGUCACAUGGUUCGUGGUUAAUAUGCCGUUGAAAACGAACACAUCCGUUGCUGCUCUGGAGGCGAUAGAAGACUACACCCUGAAUACUAUGCCAGCCGAGCUAAAUAUGCGCCUUUUCGCCACGCGCCAGUUCACCCAGCUGGAGGGUAUCUAUCAAGGAAACAAGACAGACCUCGAGGCUGCGUUGGCGCCAUUACUAAACAAGACCGGGACGUCCAUAGCGCAAGCCCAGACGACCACUUGGAUCAAGGGCCUCGAACACUUCGCUACUAUGAAACUUGACCAGACGUACCCUUACACGCAAGUGCAAGAGAACUUCUACGGCAAGAGUUUAGAGCUGAAGGGGCUGAGCGGAACUGCGGCGAAGAACUUUGCCGAUUAUUGGUUGGACGUCGCCAAGAAGGAGACAACUCGGUGGUACAUCCAGCUGGACCUCCAAGGAGGCAAGAAUUCGGCGGUGUGGAAAGCUGACCCGGAUUUGACGUCGUAUGCGCACCGUGACAAGCUAUAUAUCCUCCAGUUCUACAUGACGACAAGCGGCGCUCCGGACAAGGCCUUCAAAUUCGUUAACGAUUGGGCGGAGACUACGACGGCUCCCCUAACGGCGGACGACUGGGGAAUGUAUUUCAACUACCCAGACACAAAUCUAAACCGCACAAGGGCACAAGAGAUGUAUUGGGGGAAGAAUCUGGCCAAGUUACAGCAACUCAAGGCAGAACUCGACCCCAAGGAACUAUUUUACUACCCAGUGUCGAUCAACCCCGCGGAGAAAUCCGAGCUUCUGUAG
This is a messenger RNA of Daldinia loculata, 1485 nucleotides long. Its product is annotated as putative glucooligosaccharide oxidase. The transcript has 3 exons. Lineage: Eukaryota; Fungi; Ascomycota; Sordariomycetes; Xylariales; Hypoxylaceae. The record is from RefSeq and is a predicted model, not a curated record. Gene Ontology annotation, molecular function: oxidoreductase activity; FAD binding. The coding region runs from base 1 to 1485 and encodes 494 amino acids.